Colletotrichum graminicola M1.001 is the source of this 1236-nucleotide messenger RNA. RefSeq lists its product as uncharacterized. Lineage: Eukaryota; Fungi; Ascomycota; Sordariomycetes; Glomerellales; Glomerellaceae. Bases 1 to 1236 code for a protein of 411 amino acids. The transcript has a single exon. The record is from RefSeq and is a predicted model, not a curated record.
AUGAUGUCCGCUAGACCCGUCGUUCGCUCGGUUCCUAGAGCAUCGCGCGCCAUCCGCGUUCCCCGCCAACAGCCCAUCCGCUUCCAGUCCACCACAACCUCCUCAUCAACAACAGGCAGCGCAGGCUCGGGUAGCUCCCAUUUUGGAGCUGGCGUCGCCGGUGGUAUCGCUGGUGCCGGUCUCUUCUUCGCCAUCUAUUCCUUCACUCCCGCGGGUCGCGCCGCCUCCAAGGUCAACAAGGCCGCGAAGGAGGCUGAGAAGAAAUACACAGCUGCCGCCCAGAAGCUGCAGGAAAACACCCCUUCCCCCGACCAGGCCAUCGACUACAUUAAGCAGUUUGCUUACUCCUACGUCGCCUGGAUCCCCGGCGGACGUUCCUACGUCGACUCUGCCUUCAAUGACUUUGAGACCGUCCGCAAGAAUCACAAGGAGGAGGCCGACGAGAUUGUCAACGAUGCUUACAAGCAGUUCCAGGAGGUCGCCAAGGCUGGCCUGAGCCUUGACGCCGUCCACAAGGCCUACGAAGUUCUGGCCGACAUUUCCAAAAAGAUCGCCAGCCUCGGUGGCGACGCCAUUUCCGACAUUGUCGACAACCACCCUCAGCUCAAGGAGAAGCUCGGCGGCAACGUUGACCAGCUCAAGGACAUGGGAGCCAAGUAUGGCCCCGAAGCCAAGAAGCAGGUCGACGAGACAUGGAAGCAGGUCCAAGAUGUUCUGGCCGGUGGCUUCACCGCCAGCAACUUUGAGAAGGCCCGCAAGGUCAUAGAGGAGAAGGUCGAGCAGGUCCGCAAGCUCGGCGAUGAGGCCUGGAAGAAGGCUUUCGAGGAGGCUAAGCCCUACCUCAACAAGAACCCCAAGGUUAAGGAGCUGGUCGAGCAGAACGUUGACGCCCUCAAGCAAGGCAACGCCAAGGAACUCUUCGAAAGGGCCAAGAAGGCCGUGGAGUCGGGUGACCUGGGGGGCCUAGAGAGCUACGUCGGCGACGCCGUCGACAAGGCCAAGUCCAAGGGCUCCAAGCUCGGCGAGAGCUUCGGCCUCGACCAGUACUUUAAGAUGAUUCCCGACGGCGACCAGAUCAUGCCCAAGCUGAAGCAGCUGCGCGAGGUUGCCGACAAGCACAAGGAUGAGGGCGAGAGACUCUUGAAGGAGACGAUUGAGGAGAUCAAGAAGGUCCUCGAGAACAAAGCCCAAAAGGCCGAGGAGAUCGCCGACAAGGCGAAGAAGGAGGCCAAAUAG